Bicyclus anynana (squinting bush brown) is the source of this 2303-nucleotide messenger RNA. RefSeq names its product ropporin-1-like protein. The record is from RefSeq and is a predicted model, not a curated record. The coding region runs from base 150 to 1322 and encodes 390 amino acids. The transcript has 11 exons. NCBI's taxonomy places the organism in Eukaryota, Metazoa, Arthropoda, Insecta, Lepidoptera, Nymphalidae.
CAAGUGGGCUUAUCGGAUGGUGAGUGGCUAGCAUUAGUCUAUCAUUUGUUGACAUUUGUAGCUAUCCGUUGCUAUGACAACACGUGUCAAAACACUCAAAUCGGUAACGCGAAAAUUCCCAACUCGACAGAAUAAAGUAAAACUCCAAGAUGCCAGAGCUAAUCGAGCAGAUGUACUGCUCACAGCAGAUCGUGAUACCACCGAAGUUUCCCUACAUAUUGAAAAGAUAUUGCAAAGCGGCCAUAAAAACUCAGCCGUAUGAUCUCCUGCGAUGGUCUUUCGAGUAUUUCUCCGCGCUGUCACAAAACCGACCCCCGCCUGUCAAACUGAGGCUCGAGUACCCCAUAUACAGCACAGAGGGUGGUCUGACCAGGGGGUGCUUGAAGGUUUUAGCCAAUCAGUUGGCUAGAAUGACCGAGAUACCUCUGCCAGUGGUGCGCAGAGCCUGGCGCGGAUUCUGUCUGGAUCCUAACGAGCUGAAGAGGAUCUUCUGCCUCUGCGAAGUCUACAUGAGGGAAGAUAGUGUCCCUUUCUUACGUUUCAUCGCUGUAGCUGGGGGUUUAUUAACUAAGACCCUAACUCAUACGAUGAUACUGCUCUGCGAGAUGCUGACCAAGGAACCCGACGGAGGUUCAGCAGCCAUACCCGUUACAGACUUCCUCGCUAUGUACCAGUACUUGGCGCGCGUCGACGCCUCUAAGGACGUCAAAUACUUGAAUGGAUACAGAGAAGGUGAAACUCCAAAACCAGAAACCAUCGUAGAAGAGGAAACGCAGCCAGAAAUUGAAUUUGAAGAAGAACAAAAGCUUCACGAACUAAGCACGGCACAGGUAGCUACACAAGAAGCCGCACCCACUGGAAUGGUGGCCGGACGUCAAAUGUCAAUUACAAGCGGUGAGUUCAUUGUGGCGAACGUGGAGAGAGAGAUAAUGGACUACAUUGACGAUCAGAUAGCUGUCCUACCAGAUCCUGACUUGAAGAAGAAAAAGGCAAAACCCGAAGAGGUGCAGAUGAUAAAGGACCUACUUGAACAAUUCCUCGACGACAAUAUGGAUAUUAUUGUUCCUGAAGUGGAGGAGGUAGAAGAAGAGGAGGAAGCUAUACCGGAGAUUAUAGUGGUGUACGCAGUGCCUGGCAUUGGCCCCACAGUAGACAAUGACCUGGUCAAAGACUUCGAAGAGUAUGCGCUAGAAGUGAGCAAGAUACAGGCUGAUGUUGUGAUGCCGAGGAACAUACGACAUUUCCUUUGCCCGCCAUUGGAGAUGUAUGAGAGUGAAUUUAAAAAGGAAGAAGUUUCCACAGUUGACGUUGUUACCGAUUAACUUAAUUUCUCACCAGCUUUAAAAGAUCUUUAUUAGUUAAGGCAAUUCAAACUCUGAUAGGAUGUUUUUAAAACUCACAUUGCCGAGCUUCGAAUUGGCCUUUAUUCAUUUAUAUAGUGUCAUGUUACACUGAGAGUGAUACGAGACGAUUUGGAAAUUCACUAUGUUGAAUUAUAAAAACAUAUAUAUGAUUAUUAUAGCGCUCUUGAUUCUAUAACGUUAGAGAAUAGCACUCCUGAUUCUAAAACGUAAAGAAUAGUGGUCCUGAUUCUAACACGUUAUAGACUAGCGCUCCUUGUUCUAACACGUUAAAGAAUAGCACUUCGUAUUCUAAAGCGUAAAGAAUAGCGCUCUUGAUUCUAAAAGGUAAAGAAUAGUGGUCCUGAUUCUAACACGUUAUAGAAUAACGCUCCUGAUUCUAAAAUGUUAAAGAAUAACGCUCCUGUUUCUAAAACUUUAUAGAAAAGCGUUCCUGAUUCUAAAACGUAAAGAAUAGCGCUCCUCGUUCUAAAACGUUAUAGAAGAGCGCUCCUGACUCUAACACGUUAUAGAAUAGCGCUCCUGGUUCUAAAAAAUACAAUGAGUAUUACGCGUUGCGUUUUACUCAUUGUAUUUUUAAUUACAUUAUUUUAAUUAUAUAAUGAUUUUGCACGUUUGCACCAAUUAUAUAUAAGACCUACUCUAAAAUUAUAAAACCUCAAGUUUUAUAAAGUGAAACAGUGAGUGGUUUUAAAUUUCGAAUGCGGUUUAUAAACCAAACGAAAUAAGGCUUGAUAAUAAACACGGUUUAUAAAAUAAACCCUUAUUAUGUAACCUUUUUAUAAUCUAAUUAUUAAGAUAGACAUUUUGGUACUCGUAUCUAAAAAUUUUAACAUUAAUUAAAUAUUUUAAACUGUCAAGGGAGUCGCUCAUUACUACGAGCCACGUUGACAUUUCAAAACAUUACCUACUGGUAUUUUGUUAAAUUUAAUAAACAUUUUA